UGCUCGUCCGCCGUCUUCGGCCGCAAGUGCUGCGAUGACAUCCUCGCAGUGAGCCCGCGCGUCGUGGCCCCGGCCAUCCCCCUCGACAAUGCUCAGUUUGAUGCUUUGUCGAAACCGAUCCAUUACCCUGAACGAAUAUUCACGUUCGAAGCCUCCGACUCUGACGACGAGCUGCGUUUGCGCAUACAACAGGAUAAAGAGGAGGUGGAAUGCCAUUACGAGGAGAAGAAUGAGAACCUGGCACCGGCCAAGUGUGACGUGGAGCUCGUGGAGACUGCCCUGAGGGAGACCACGAUCCGGGAGACCAGGAUCGAUGACGUCACGCCGCAGCGGGCCGAGUACAUCCACACGCUGGAAGCGCAGAGCAGCAUUGAUAGCGAUGUCAUCGCACAUAAUGACACGUCACUGCUCUGCGGCGAGGCUGGCGGCGGCCCGUCCGAGCGCGGGCUGGUGGAGCUUACCCUGCUAUACGACGCGCCCGUGCGGACCAUGACGGUGCAUAUGCUUCAAGCACGUGGCUUGCCUCCAAGGACCACGGGGCAGAUGCUGCAGACACAGGUUCGGAUAGUCUUAUUGCCGCUAAAGAAGCAGAAAUUCAAAUCCAAAAUUCGUAAUGGUGAAAACCCGCAAUACAUGGAAAGCUUCGUGCUGCAUAAAAUCAAUCCAGAGGAUGUCCACGGCUUGGGACUCCGCAUCCGCAUUUACGGAUGCGAGCGGAUGCGGAGGCAGCGACUCGUGGGCGAGGCGGCCGUCAGCUUCGCGGCGCUUAACUUCGAGCUCGAGAACAGUCUUUGGCUGCAGCUGAUGCCACGGCAGCACCACCACGGCGCGGGCGGCGAAGCGUGCAGCCUGGCGCGCUCGGACUCCGCCUCGUCGUGCUGCAGCACGCGCUCGGCGCCCGAGCUGCUACUGGGGCUCCAGUAUAGCCCCACCACUGGCCACUUGUCUGUCGAGAUAAUAAAAGGCACGCACUUCCGCAAACUGUCGCCCAACAAGGCACCAGAUACGUACGUGAAGCUCUGCCUCAUCAGUUCCCUGGGCAUGGAGAUGGGCCGCUGCAAGUCCACCACGCGCCGAGCGCACUCCAACCCGCUUUAUAAGGAGCUCUUUAUAUUCCAGGUGGCUCUGUUCCAACUGACGGAGGUGACGCUGAUGGUGUCGGUGUGGUGGCGGCGCAGCGUCAAGCGCAACGAGAUGGUGGGCUGGUUCUCGCUGGGCCACAGCCCCUCGGGCCGCGAGGAGCAGCGCCACUGGCAGGAGCUGUGCGAGCGCCAGGGCGAGCAGGUCAGUGGCAGGGGACUGAGAGAGCGUCAAGCCAACGAGAUGGUGGGCUGGUUCUCGCUGGGCCACAGCCCCUCGGGCCGCGAGGAGCAGCGCCACUGGCAGGAGCUGUGCGAGCGCCAGGGCGAGCAGGUCAGUGGCAGGGGACUGAGAGAGCGUCAAGCCAACGAGAUGGUGGGCUGGUUCUCGCUGGGCCACAGCCCCUCGGGCCGCGAGGAGCAGCGCCACUGGCAGGAGCUGUGCGAGCGCCAGGGCGAGCAGGUCAGUGGCAGGGGACUGAGAGAGCGUCAAGCCAACGAGAUGGUGGGCUGGUUCUCGCUGGGCCACAGCCCCUCGGGCCGCGAGGAGCAGCGCCACUGGCAGGAGCUGUGCGAGCGCCAGGGCGAGCAGGUCAGUGGCAGGGGACUGAGAGAGCGUCAAGCCAACGAGAUGGUGGGCUGGUUCUCGCUGGGCCACAGCCCCUCGGGCCGCGAGGAGCAGCGCCACUGGCAGGAGCUGUGCGAGCGCCAGGGCGAGCAGGUCAGUGGCAGGGGACUGAGAGAGCGUCAAGCCAACGAGAUGGUGGGCUGGUUCUCGCUGGGCCACAGCCCCUCGGGCCGCGAGGAGCAGCGCCACUGGCAGGAGCUGUGCGAGCGCCAGGGCGAGCAGGUCAGUGGCAGGGGACUGAGAGAGCGUCAAGCCAACGAGAUGGUGGGCUGGUUCUCGCUGGGCCACAGCCCCUCGGGCCGCGAGGAGCAGCGCCACUGGCAGGAGCUGUGCGAGCGCCAGGGCGAGCAGGUCAGUGGCAGGGGACUGAGAGAGCGUCAAGCCAACGAGAUGGUGGGCUGGUUCUCGCUGGGCCACAGCCCCUCGGGCCGCGAGGAGCAGCGCCACUGGCAGGAGCUGUGCGAGCGCCAGGGCGAGCAGGUCAGUGGCAGGGGACUGAGAGAGCGUCAAGCCAACGAGAUGGUGGGCUGGUUCUCGCUGGGCCACAGCCCCUCGGGCCGCGAGGAGCAGCGCCACUGGCAGGAGCUGUGCGAGCGCCAGGGCGAGCAGGUCAGUGGCAGGGGACUGAGAGAGCGUCAAGCCAACGAGAUGGUGGGCUGGUUCUCGCUGGGCCACAGCCCCUCGGGCCGCGAGGAGCAGCGCCACUGGCAGGAGCUGUGCGAGCGCCAGGGCGAGCAGGUCAGUGGCAGGGGACUGAGAGAGCGUCAAGCCAACGAGAUGGUGGGCUGGUUCUCGCUGGGCCACAGCCCCUCGGGCCGCGAGGAGCAGCGCCACUGGCAGGAGCUGUGCGAGCGCCAGGGCGAGCAGGUCAGUGGCAGGGGACUGAGAGAGCGUCAAGCCAACGAGAUGGUGGGCUGGUUCUCGCUGGGCCACAGCCCCUCGGGCCGCGAGGAGCAGCGCCACUGGCAGGAGCUGUGCGAGCGCCAGGGCGAGCAGGUCAGUGGCAGGGGACUGAGAGAGCGUCAAGCCAACGAGAUGGUGGGCUGGUUCUCGCUGGGCCACAGCCCCUCGGGCCGCGAGGAGCAGCGCCACUGGCAGGAGCUGUGCGAGCGCCAGGGCGAGCAGGUCAGUGGCAGGGGACUGAGAGAGCGUCAAGCCAACGAGAUGGUGGGCUGGUUCUCGCUGGGCCACAGCCCCUCGGGCCGCGAGGAGCAGCGCCACUGGCAGGAGCUGUGCGAGCGCCAGGGCGAGCAGGUGCAACGUUGGCACGUGCUCCUGGACUCCUGACGGUCGCUGACCUAGCGCGAGGACGAAGCGCUGGUCUGAGCUACUCUUGUCGC
This is a messenger RNA of Ostrinia nubilalis (European corn borer), 3047 nucleotides long. RefSeq lists its product as uncharacterized. The record is from RefSeq and is a predicted model, not a curated record. Gene Ontology annotation, molecular function: phospholipid binding. NCBI's taxonomy places the organism in Eukaryota, Metazoa, Arthropoda, Insecta, Lepidoptera, Crambidae. The transcript is spliced from 10 exons. The annotation marks the transcript as partial.